Messenger RNA from Entrophospora sp. SA101, 846 nucleotides. Lineage: Eukaryota; Fungi; Glomeromycota; Glomeromycetes; Entrophosporales; Entrophosporaceae. The record is from the annotation of a GenBank genome assembly.
AUGCCACGAUCCAGUAGUAGUGAAGAUUCAGAACAUCUACAAGACCCAGACUUUCUCAGCAAUUCUGCAUCAUUGUUCAAUCUUCGAGAUCUUCGUGCAUUGAAAGCAAGUUUCUGCUCUACGGAUGCGAACGAUGUUAUUCCUAGGAGAACUGUCAGCAUUCCAGAAGAGUACAUUCUCCCGAAUAUCGACCGUGUUUUGCUCGGAAGGGAAGACCUAGAUAUUAGCCAAUUGAGUCAAAAUAAUCAAGUUAAAACAUUCAUCAACAAAUUGCACAAAGUUGUCAGGAACGCGAGACUUGAUAUAGGAACGAGUGAGGCUUUAACUGAUACAUUGGUGGCUCAUUUAAUAUUUCUUGUUAUCGACUUUAAUCAAUGGCCCUUGGAGGUUAAAUUACAUCCAACAUUCAAAUUUUCCGUUGGCCGUGCAGAUUUGUCAGCAAAAGCCGAAUUUGUAAUUGAUCAUAAAAACUAUUCUAUAUUGGUCGUUGAGGAUAAACAUCUGGCUAACGUUAAGCCAAGCAAUAACUAUGGGGAACCGCAAAUAUUUGCUGAAAUGCUUGCCUGCGGUGAAGAAAAUACACGUCAAGCUAAUAUGACUUAUGAUGUGACUAUAUUUGUAGUUCGUGUAAUUUCCACUUACGUUACGUUUUAUCGUUCUGUGAUUCAUAAAGAAUAUUGGGAUGAACUUGGUAUAGGUUGCCCACGACAGCAAUCAAUUGAAAUCUUUAGAUGGCCAGGGAAUAGUAGUGUUCCAUUUGUUGGUUUUGAUCUUGCAGAACCGUAUGGAAGAAGAAAUGUGUUAGAAGCGUUAUGCAAGAUUCGUCAAUUCGUCUUAGAGUUAUAA